Molecule: messenger RNA, 1671 nt
Organism: Effrenium voratum
Lineage: Eukaryota; Dinophyceae; Suessiales; Symbiodiniaceae
Source: the annotation of a GenBank genome assembly
AUGGCGCGUCUCGUGUUGGCACUGGCGGCUUCGGCUGUGGCCUGGGGCGCCAGCGUCGCGAGCGUGGAAGAUGUGCAGAGGGCGCGGACCAAGAAGCCACGGGACGCUUACCGGGGUGCGGACCAGGCUUCCAUGAGCCGCACGCUGAACGCGCACCUGCUGGCCAGCGACAAAACGCUGCCCUGCGAGCGCUGGACCUUGGAGGAGCUCCAAGCCUUCAUGGCGCUCGUGGCGGAGCAACGCUCCGAGGAUUUGCAGCAGAUCUACAGGACCACCAUGGACCGCCGGACUUUGCGCGCGGAGUCCCUCGCCGCGUUCCGGGCGCAGUGGCAGCAGCUGAACCGGGCGGUGGCGAAGCAUCCGCAUCUGCACCAGCCGCAGCAGGAGGCCCACUGCAGGGAGGCGGUGAUGUGGUGGGUACAUCACCUGGCAGAGGAGAAGCGGCAAGAGCUGCGAGGAAGGAAUCUCACUGUGCCGCUUCUUCCGGAGGGUUCCAAGAAGCCCUGCGCGCAGUUGAACACGGACCCAGAGGUGGCGAAGGAGACGCAGCAGGUCUGCGUGGGCGUCAACGAGGCCAACUCCUGCGACUGGUGUCACUCCACGCAGGCGGACCAUGACAAGAGGCGUCCGGGCACUUCCCCGCCGGACGCCCUGAAAAAGUUCACUGGGCCCGACGACGGCAACCCCCAGAAGUGGAACCGGACCCGGCGCUGCGACCAAGAUCAGAUGCCCCGGUGCCAGCUCUGCGAGGGUGUGGGUGGAAUGGCCUUCGGCGACCCCAACGAUGACAUCAUCAUCACGCCUUGCGAAGUGGUCGCUAAAGCGGAGGAUGUGGAUCCCAAGACCGUGGCGAAGCCGCUGUACCCCAAGCAGUUCACCAUCAAGCGCAAGGAUGGGAAGCAGGGCGGCUACUCGGAUACUCUCAUCGGAUGGAAGACGGAUCCAUUCUGCUUCGGCUUCUUCCCUCAGAAUGACUCCACGAAGCCCAUGUGCUACCGCAGCGAGGAUGCAUUGGUGAAGUACUAUGAUAUCGAAAAGGAGGCUGAGCGAGCAGAUUACACCAUCCACAAUGGAGGUUUGUUUGCUGCCUUCCCCAACAUCACCUCUUCCAUCCUACAUGUACAAGAGACGAUGUGGAUUCAAAACGACUUGUGGGGCAUCAAGCAGUGCAUUUGCUCCAAUCCCUCGGGCAACCACUGCACGAAUCCACCUUGCAAGGCAUAUGUUCAGCACUGGGAUACUUUUGCCGGUGCUCAAUACCUGGGACGAGAGAAGAUUGGAGCCGAGUGGAUCCAGAACCACGGCGUGGGAAAGUCCGCGAAGAUGAUGGAGCUGGACCACUUCAUUCUGUGGGCGCACCACGUGUGGACGGACCCGCAGAGCCGGCGCCUGGUUCGGGCCUGGAAACCCUUCAACGGGCUGCAGCUCUAUGAUCCAGAGGCGUGGUUGGACAAGGUCGAGGAUCCAUCCGUCUUUGACUCGCCGCCCGAGAUGUGCAAGAAAGGGCACAGAUCUGUGCGGAUCAACUGUGACGAUGAUGGACACUACCAUCCCAAGAAGUCCGAGAACACGCACAUCUUGGAUGCGCUUUUGAAGAGGGCACUCUCCAACGGUCCGGAGGGCAUCUCCGAGUUCGCUUCCCAGCUCUGGGAAGCGACAGUGGUCGUUUGA